This is a messenger RNA of Lonchura striata (white-rumped munia), 3480 nucleotides long. RefSeq names its product transcription factor B2, mitochondrial (gene TFB2M). Gene Ontology annotation, cellular component: mitochondrial matrix. Gene Ontology annotation, molecular function: rRNA (adenine-N6,N6-)-dimethyltransferase activity; mitochondrial transcription factor activity. Gene Ontology annotation, biological process: rRNA methylation; transcription initiation at mitochondrial promoter. The record is from RefSeq and is a predicted model, not a curated record. Lineage: Eukaryota; Metazoa; Chordata; Aves; Passeriformes; Estrildidae.
CCCCGGAGCGGGAAGCACGGCGCGGGCGGCGAGGCGAUGCUGGCGGGCCGGGCGCCGCUGGGCGCCGCGGGCUGCGGCCUCUUCCUGGCAGCGGGGCGGCGGCCGCUGCUCUGCUGGCUGUCGCCGUGCUGGGUGACGGCGGGGCGGCAGUACCCGUCCCUGCGGGCGGCGGAGCCGACGAAGGAAAAGCGGCUGGUGCGUAAGGAGCAGCGGAGCAGCCUCGUGGUCCGCCGCUUCAUCGCCUGCCCGCAGCUGGCGCGCACCGUGCGGCGCUGCCUGCAGGGCGGGGCCGGCCCCGGCCCCCAGCACCUCCUGCUCGAGUUCGCGCCCGGUCCUGGGAUUUUGACUCGAUCUCUGCUUGAUGCAGGAUUUAGAGUGGUAGCUCUGGAAAGUAACUCAGAUUUUCUUACAGACUUACAGUCCCUAGAAAAUAGCCUGGAUGGGCAGUUAAAGGUGAUUCAUGGUGACUUCUUCAGACUGGAUCCUUUGGCAAAGGGAGCUUUGAAACCACCUGCUGUGUCUUCUGACAAACUUUUUGAAACCAUAGGUGUAGCAGCAGUUCCUUGGAGGGCAGAUGUUCCUCUGAAAAUUGUUGGAAUCAUACCGGAACAGUUGGAAAGAAACAGACUUUGGAGACUUCUUUUUGCCAUGUAUGAAUGCAGUUCCAUAUACAGAUACGGAAGAGUAGAACUCAACCUCUUUAUAAGUGAAAAAGAGUAUACGGUAUUAACAGCAAAGCCUGGGAAGUCAAAGAUUUAUCAAGCACUUACUGUACUUGCACAACUAGGGUAUGAAAUUGAACUAUUGCAUAAGGAACCUUGGUCUUCAUUUGCAACUAAUUUGAAAAAUGGGGGACUGGCGAUACCAAAAGCGGGGCGGCUGCCAAAUGACCAUAUCUGUUUGGUACGACUGACUCCUCAGCAAAAUCUAUUUACAGGAGGCUUGAAGCCCUCAAAUGCAUCUACCUUUAUUUUCAUGGUGAAGCAGUCUUUUGCUAAACCUAAGUCUAAACUUACCGAUAGAUUAAAUUCAUGGAGCUUGGACAAUAGUGACACAUUACUGAAAGCACUAGAAAUUCCCAAAAAUGCUUCAAUGUGUAACUUGUAUCCAGAAGACUAUAAGCGUCUUUUCGAGGCUUUGCAAAACUCCGAUUUGUUUGCUGAGACCUUCUUCCAUGAUGAAGUCUUGGCAAGUACAAGGUCCAUGAACUCAUAAAUCUAAAGCUUUUGGAAAAUCACCUUUGCUUCUGGAAGAUUACUUUGAUAAAAAGUGAUUUAAAUAAAAUCAGAGAUACGGUUAGCUAGAUGAUUUCCUGUCCAAACAGGAAAAAUUUAGCAAGUAACAAGAGCCCUUCUACUUAGGAUAAAAGUAAUAAAUUCACAGUUACCUUUCACAAUCCUACCUGGAAUGGACAAGCUUUGGACACAAUCCAAUCUGGGAUGGACAAGCUUUGCAACUUUUGCAGGAGCUUAUUAGGUCGUGCUACUUUGUGCCACUUAAAUGCAACUUUUUGUUACACUGUUGCUGUGUAUUUACAACAUUUGAAAAAAAAUUACGAGACCAAAUUAUAUUUGUUUGGUUUUUAUUUUAGUGCUUAAUGAUUAGAAUGCCCUUUUGACAGAUUCACAGAAUACAAACAACAACUUCUACAACAACUGUGUUUACAACAACUGAGCCUGCAACAUUGUCUGCCAUUCUGAAUUUGCAGCCUCAAGUCAAAAAAUGCUAAUAAAUUAAUAGUGAUAUGUUAAUAGAAGGAAAGGUAAUGACAGGGUGAUAAAAUAUUAACUGAGAGUUGCUUAAAAUAAAGAUUGUGGUAUCCCUGAGGAAAAGUUGUAACAGUUAUUUCUUUUGAAAAUAACAGGGAGAACAUGUACUAGUUUGUAAUGCAAUACAUAAACACCUACACAUGUAUAGGGAUUAUUUUAGGUCUGAAAGUUAUCAGAAUAUUAAGUGCUGUAUAAAUGAUUUCAAAUAAGAUGAUUUUAUUUUUUUAAAACCUUUGCCAAUGUCUUCGAUAUGUAAUACAUGUACCAAAAUAUUACUCAAAACCAUAUGCUAUUAAAAUUCUGGUUUUAGUCAUAGUACUCCCUCCGAAAGGCAACCUGUUCCAAAUUUCUCUGUUUUACCAUCUAGCUGUUCUGUUGUUCAACAAUGCUGAGAGGUUGUACUGUUUAUAUGUUGUAUAUUAUACCCUCUGAAAAGAGCUGUGGCAAAAAAUACCCUUCUUUGGCAAAGCACUAGUUUUUAAAUGCCAUUUUGGUGAAGGCUGGGCCAUAAUCAGGCUGUGAAUAACAGUAGUUCCCCAAACAAUGCAAACAGAAUUGUAUUUCUUAAGGUUACUGUGAGGUAUAGAUGUGAUAAGCAUUAAUCUCUGUCUUCCUCCUGCAGUUCUGGCUGCAGAUGACAAAUUGAUUUUGAGCAGCCUCAGUUCACUCUGCUAGCUAAAAAGCUGAGCUUUUGUAAUACUAUGGUGAAACUCCUAGAAAGGCUGAGGCUUAAUUUGCAGUCUGUCUCAGAGCCCUGCUGGCGUUCUGGUGCAGGUUGUCAAGAUUUGAGGCUUCUUUUCUGCUUACAUCUUUGACUGUUUCAGAGAUAGUCACUGUUAAUUGUCAAUGAAUGUCAACUUUGCAUUAACAGAAGCAGUUCCACCUUUUUCAGUCUCAUUAAAUGGUAACUGUCUUAUCUACUGGUCUGCAAGACUGCUGUGUCUCUUGAGCUGAUUCCCCCUCCCCACCCUGAAUCAAAGCACCUUGCUCUUGUUGCAGCAAGAUGUCUCACACCUCCAGCAUACCAGGAGAAGUAUUCUAUACAUGAAAUGGAACACCACCACUGCCUAAAUAAAUUUCUUCAGCUAUGUGCUGAUAAGAUUUCAAACAUGAACUGAAAACAAGAAAUUUGUUUUAUUUUGAUGCUGUUGCAAAGCAGCACUUAAUGAUCCAAUGCAGAGACUAACAGCAGGAGUCUGUAAGUGGAAGGAAUAUUGCGUAACUGGGGACUUGAAGUGAGAUUUAAUGCUCAACAGAAACGCACUAUUAAGGCUAAGUGUGAGCAAUGUUUAGCCCUGAUCACAAAUGUGAAAUGGAGGGAGAAAUGCCUGCCAUGAUAAAAAUUAUUUUAGUAUUAAUGAAAAAGAUUGAAAAUGUGAAAAUGACUAUUGUAUAUGAAUAAAUACACAGGGAAUGAAAAUUAAGUAGGUCUAUAUAUUUGAUUAAUUAAUGCUAUCCACUCAGUAAUUCCUACUGUUGUAGGAUUUUAGCUUUUGUAGGAUAAUGUUGAACUUUCACUUCACUUUCAAAUUUUUAAUUGUAUAUGAAGGCUUGUCAUACAUUUCUGUUACCAUUUUUAACCAAUGCUGUAUUAUUUGUAUUCCUUUCCUUUGCAUAACUGCCUUCUUUUUUUUUCAAGACUGAUUUAAUACAUGAACCUCUGAAACAUGAACCACAUGUGACGCACUAUCUAGUAAAACACUUUUAAGUA